Molecule: messenger RNA, 567 nt
Organism: Microdochium trichocladiopsis
Lineage: Eukaryota; Fungi; Ascomycota; Sordariomycetes; Xylariales; Microdochiaceae
Exons: 3
Coding region: 1-567 (188 amino acids)
Source: RefSeq, a predicted model, not a curated record
AUGCCCCAAAACCCGCUACAGCAAUGGCAGGUAUGGAAGGGAGCCAAGUCUGACCCGUGGGACAGCCUUGGAUUGCCCAUGCUUUUAAGUGUCGUCAGAGCCUCCACUCGUCGCAACAAGGCUGUCUGCCAUCUUCGUAUCCAUCCUCGGCCUCGGGCGGGCCAAACUCCCAUGGUCGUCCAGGCCAACAGCGGUGGCUUGUGCUGGGAACGGAGGAAAAGGCCCGCAUGGAAUCCCAAGACUGCCGUCCUCGCCAGGCACAACUUCGCUUAUGCCGAUCCUUAUCCAUGUCACCUCACAACACCAGGCAAAAGAGGUACAGCGCCGAUCAGUCUGCGUCCCAUCAGCUUGCUGGGAAGGCUCGCCACGAGAUCUACUCUUGGCUUCAGGGCAAAGAAGCCCAUGGUGCAACCGCCGCAUUGUGGUAAACGCACAUCGCCCAUGCAGAUCUGCGGCCAAGCUGCUGUUGCAAGACUACUGUUUUCGCUCAACGGAGGACGACAAAACCUGGCUCGCUGUCGAUCCGAGAUCACAGCUUGGAGCAUGGAGUUGACCUUGCCGGGAUGA